UCAACUCCUGCCCCUGUCUCUUUUCUCCUUCACUUUCUCCCUCACUCUAUCCCUCACUCUCCCCAUCUCUGUCUCUUUCCAGUGUCUAGUCCCUCACUAGCCAGUUACCAAGAUGGCCGCUUUGAAAGAUUUUUUGAAAGCUGAUGAUAUUCAGAAGGCCCUUGAUGCAGUCAAAGCGGAGGGUUCCUUCGACCAUAAGAAGUUCUUUGCUCUGGUGGGCCUGAAGGCCAUGACUCCUGACAAUGUCAAGAAGGUGUUCCAGGCUAUUGAUGCUGACCAGAGUGGAUUCAUUGAGGAGGAGGAGCUCAAGUUUGUGCUGAAGAGUUUCGCUGAGGCCGGCAGAGACCUGACCGACGCCGAGACCAGAGCCUUCCUUAACGCCGCCGACAAGGACGGAGACGGAAAGAUCGGCAUCGACGAGUUUGAAGUCUUGGUCCAUGAGGUGUAAAGAGCACCUAUAUCCUCCCCUUUCUCCUCCCCUGCGAAUUCAUGUUUUAAAUGCAACUCCCACCCCCAUCACCCAAAAAGCACCAUCGAGUCCAGGGUGAAGUUUCUCCUCGACACAGAUCUAGGAUCACCUUCCCCAAUCCCAACCUUAACCAUUAGUCGGGAAA
Oncorhynchus gorbuscha (pink salmon) is the source of this 614-nucleotide messenger RNA. RefSeq names its product parvalbumin alpha-like. Gene Ontology annotation, cellular component: nucleus; cytoplasm. Lineage: Eukaryota; Metazoa; Chordata; Actinopteri; Salmoniformes; Salmonidae. The record is from RefSeq and is a predicted model, not a curated record. Gene Ontology annotation, molecular function: calcium ion binding.